UCUCUCUCUCUCUCUCUCUCUCUCUUUCCUUCUUUUUCAGAUUUUAAUCUUCACACCCACCUCCUACUCUGACCCCAAUUUGUUCUUCAUCACACAAAGAAUGUGAUUAGCUCCCCUUCUUUUUCUCCUCCUUCUUGGAUUCAACUCUUUGUGGGUUCUUCAAAUUCGAGAUGGGUAUUCUGAGCGGUAUUCUGGGUUUCUGUGGCUUCGGAAUUGGAACUUCGGUUGGGAUCGUGAUCGGCUAUUACAUGUUCAUCUACUUCCAGCCUACUGAUGUCAAGGAUCCUGUGAUUCGGCCUUUGGUUGAGCAAGACACUGAGACGUUGCAACGGAUGCUUGCCGAGAUCCCCUUCUGGGUUAAGAACCCGGACUAUGAUCGUCUUGACUGGCUUAACAAGUUUGUUGGGAUUAUGUGGCCUUAUCUGGAUAAGGCGAUUUGCAAGACUGUGAAGAUUAUAGCUAAGCCCAUUAUUGCUGAGCAAAUUCCAAAAUAUAAAAUCGACGCUGUUGAUUUUGAAGUACUUACAUUGGGCACCCUACCGCCUACUUUUCAAGGAAUGAAAGUUUAUAUCACUGGUGAGAAGGAAUUAAUAAUGGAACUAAACUUGAAGUGGGCAGGAAAUCCUAACAUCACGGUUGCAGCUAAAGCAUUUGGAUUGAAAGCCACAGUUCAGGUGGUUGACUUGCAAGUAUUUGCGUCCCCACGUAUCACCCUGAAGCCUUUGGUUCCGUCCUUUCCUUGUUUUUCAAAAAUCUUUGUUUCCCUUAUGGAGAAGCCACACAUUGACUUCGGACUAAAACUCCUUGGAGCGGAUGCCAUGGCUAUUCCAGGCCUGUAUACGUUUGUUCAGGAGACUAUUAAGGAGCAAGUGGCAAAGAUGUACCUAUGGCCCAAGUACCUCGAAGUAACUAUCAUGGAUCCUAAACUUGCCAUGAGAAAGCCUGUUGGGGUUCUCACUGUAAAGGUCCUGAAGGCUACAAAACUCAAAAAGAAAGAUUUAAUGGGAGGAGCAGACCCUUAUGUUAAAAUCAAGCUGACUGAGGACAAGCUUCCUUCCAAGAAAACCACAGUGAAACAUAAAACUUUGAACCCUGAAUGGAAUGAGGAAUUUCAUAUGGCUAUUAGAGACCCUGCAACUCAAGCAUUGGAAAUUAUGAUUUUUGAUUGGGAACAGAUUGGCCGACAUGAGAAAAUGGGUAUGAACGUCAUUCCCUUGAGCGAACUUACUUCUGAUGAGUCUAAAGUUAUGACUCUUGACAUACUGAAAAACAUGGACCCAAAUGAUGCUCAAAAUGAAAAGUCGCGUGGACAGCUUGUUGUGGAAGUGCUCUAUAAAGCCUUCACGGAGGAUGAGAUGCCCGAUGAUAAGGAAGAUUCGAAUGAGGUACAAAAGGCUCCUGAGGGAACACCUGCAGGUGGUGGUAUGCUUGUAGUUAUUGUCCAUGAAGCUGAAGAUGUGGAAGGAAAGCACCACACAAAUCCACAUGUUCGAUUACUAUUCAAAGGGGAGGAAAGAAGAACCAAGCAAGUCAAGAAAAAUCGAGAUCCAAGAUUUAACGAGGAGUUUACCUUUAUGCUAGAAGAACCACCUAAAACUCAUGAUAGACUUCAUGUUGAAGUAGUCAGCACCUCCUCGAGGAUGGGCCUCCUGCAUGGCAAGGAAAAUCUUGGAUAUGUGGAUAUAAAUCUGGCGGAUGUUGUUAGCAAUAGAAGGAUGAAUGAGAAGCACAAUCUGAUUGACUCGAAGAAUGGACGAAUCCAAAUAGAGCUGCAGUGGCGAACAGCUUGAAGGUGUUGCAGCAAAAGUUGGAUACAGAAGUUAUCUAGGUUUCAUUAUGUAGGCUUUACAUUUUGUUGGUUUUUUUAUAUUGUUGAUAUAUGAUUCCUGGCUACAAUUUGUUUCUAGUUGGAAAAAGAAUUAUUCUGCGAGUUUAUAUUCAUGCUCAGAUCAUAAUUGUCAGUUUGUCACAUACCACUAUUUGAAAUAGAUGUGAAUUUCAUACGUGUUCAGAUUACUA
Argentina anserina (silverweed cinquefoil) is the source of this 2019-nucleotide messenger RNA. Its product is annotated as synaptotagmin-2. Gene Ontology annotation, cellular component: endoplasmic reticulum. The record is from RefSeq and is a predicted model, not a curated record. Gene Ontology annotation, molecular function: lipid binding. NCBI's taxonomy places the organism in Eukaryota, Viridiplantae, Streptophyta, Magnoliopsida, Rosales, Rosaceae. The transcript has 12 exons. The coding region runs from base 171 to 1790 and encodes 539 amino acids.